AUGCCGCACAGAGGACGUAGAAAAGUUAGGAGAGGGAGAGGACGACCUCCCAUUAGGAGAGGGGGAAGAGGAGAAGCCGAUAGAAGCUCUUCCCAAGAGGGGUCGACUACCGGACCAUAUGCGUUUAUACCACCUCCUGAAUAUGCACCUCCCCCACAAACUAUACCACCACCUGAAAAUGCACCUCCCCCACAAACUGUACCACCACCUGAAAACGCACCUCCCCCACAAACUACACCACAGGCUGGGUUGGACCCCGCCACAAGGUUUGCACCGUCAUUAGCUGACACUGAAGAGAAACAGACAGAAAAAUUUGUGUUGGGAUUGAACCCGAAAACCCGCCGCAUGUUGGAGGCAUUUAACCCAAAAACCAAUGAAGAGGCUCUAAGGACGGCCAAGGCCCUAGAGGAACCCCCGGAGGAGAAAAAAAUGGAGCCAACGGUUGUCACAGGGAGGAAACGCCCUAUCGAGGUCGAAACCACAAAGUUGCAACCACCGCUCCAGGACCUCGAUAUUAGAGUAGGCUACUUGCUCCACCCCCAAUAG
Molecule: messenger RNA, 546 nt
Organism: Cucurbita moschata (crookneck pumpkin)
Lineage: Eukaryota; Viridiplantae; Streptophyta; Magnoliopsida; Cucurbitales; Cucurbitaceae
Product: E3 ubiquitin-protein ligase RNF12-B-like
Exons: 2
Coding region: 1-546 (181 amino acids)
Source: RefSeq, a predicted model, not a curated record